AUGUUGCUUGUUGACUUGCUGAUGUUGCUCCUUUUGACCACCCCCGCGAUCUCCAACACAUCUCCACCUCUCCAACCCCAUUUCUCCUACCCGCGUCCUUACUCCGCAGAAUCCACCGUACGGGGAUGGGUCGACAAACGGGCUACUGGUUGGAGCAGAAACCAAUCCGGGACGUGGGAUGAAAGUGGGAGGCGCCGGACCGAAGACUCCUUGGCCCUUGGUGUUUGUGUUCCUGUAACCCUGUAUGGAUACAUCGUCUCAUGCCCGGACUUCCCUGUCAGCGCAUACGCAGUGAAGAGGAGACUAAACCAAGUCCAGCGCACUAAAUGUCUGCUCCCUGGUCUACACUCUAUUCGUACAGCCAGUCAUGGCAGUCUAACUCUACGGCCCACUAGCCUAAAUGCUGUGAUGGGGGAGACAACCAGAGACGCAUCUUCCAGCAAAUCACGCGCCUUGCUCGUUGCAAGGAGCGGUCCACAUUUCGGCAACGGAAACCACAACGAGAAUAGCCACAAUUCGGAGAGCCGCAUCUGGGAGGUAACCUGGGAGACAAGGUCAUCCAUCUUUUCAUCUCAUUACCUUUACGCCGCAUUCAAGCUUCCCCACAGCUCCCAUGUCAAGUUUAUGACUACCGGCCGCGACAAGCUCAAGGUCAUCACGUAUCCGAAGAUUACCACACACCCCCCAAGAUGCUUGCCGUAUCCCACCCUUUGCCGGAAGCCUCCAAUUGCACGACCUGGUCGGCUGAUCGCAAAACCGAAUAGGUUCCCCUCUCCCAAGAGCCAAGCCGUUCCUCUGCCGCCCCCGGCGGCCCAGCACCAUCGGGCUGCCCUCUCCGUCCCUUCUGAAUGGCGGAAAAAUCUCAUGGACAAUUCACCGUCCGUCUUGAUAGGAUUGCAGCAGGGGUUCUUUGGGUUCUGGACGGGCUGGGAAACGCACAGGAUCGAUUGCGACCAUGGCUCUCCGAACAGUUACUCCUCACCAGCACCUCCAAUCCCCUUUUCCUCAGGUGAGGGGUCCCCGGGUUUCCAUCCAUCUGGGGAAAAGACGAGGGUCCAGAUCAGCAAAAGAGGGAAAACACCAUUAGAGAUUUCCGAUAUAUCAGGGCAGGCUGCCCACACCCUCAAAUCGUCGCUUUCUUCUCUUCGUCGCUUCGUCUCCUCAUCCAGUCCUCAGCCCAUCACCCACCCCUCAUCACAUCUUGAGCUGAAUCACCUUGGCUCGAGAUUCAACCAUCACAGGGUGUCAAACCAACCGCCCAACAUGACGACGAUGCAAAAGAUUCUCAAGAAGAUCGUCCACAAUGAGUCCAUGGAGACGGACCCCGCAGAAAUCUACGGCUGGAGAGUCUUCGCGCUCGCCGCCUCCGCCUGCUUCGGCGCCAUGUCAUUCGGCUGGGAUAGCUCCGUCAUUGGUGGUGUCGUUGUCAUGGAGCCCUUUAAGAACGACUACGGACUCAAGGAUGCCAAGCCCGUGGAAACUGCCAACUUGACCGGUAACAUUGUGUCCACUCUCCAAGCCGGAUGCUUGGUCGGUGCUCUUCUCGCCUCUCCCAUGACAGACAGAUUCGGUCGCAAGUGGUGUCUUGUUACUGUCGCUGCCAUUAUCCUCGUCGGCGUUGUCCUCCAGGCUGUCUCUUCCGGUAGAAUCGCCGCCAUUUUCGUCGGUCGCUUCAUCGCAGGUCUCGGUGUCGGCGGUGCCUCUGCCAUCAACCCUCUCUACGUCUCCGAAAACGCGCCUCGUGCCAUUCGCGGUCUCCUCACUGGCAUGUACCAGCUAUUCAUCGUGACAGGAGGUAUGAUUGCCUUCUGGAUCAACUACGGCGCCGAGGUCAACUUGACGGGAAAGACCAUGUACAUCUUUCCUCUCGCCAUCCAGGGUCUGCCCAGUCUGCUGCUUCUCAUCUGCAUGCUCUUCUGCAACGAAUCUCCCAGAUGGCUGGCCCGCCAGGACAAGUGGGAAGAGGCCAAGAAGAUUCUCGCCACUCUGCGUAACUUGCCCGAGAACCACCCCUAUCUCGAAGAUGAGUUCCAGGAGAUUGUUGACCAGCUCCAACAUGAGAGACAGCUCAUUGGCAACGCCACCUUCAAGAACCUGCAAAAGGAGAUGUGGACCAUCAAGGGCAACCGCAACCGUGCUCUUAUCUCCAUCUUCCUCAUGAUCUGCCAGCAAAUGACGGGAACCAACGCCAUCAACACCUACGCCCCUAUGAUCUUCAAGAACCUCGGUGUCACCGGUCGCUCCACGCCUCUUCUGUCAACCGGCGUCUACGGAAUCGUCAAGGUUCUUGCCUGCAUCUGCUUCUUGCUCUUCAUGGCCGACUCUCUCGGCCGUCGUCGCUCGCUUCUCUGGACUUCAAUCGCCCAGGGCUGCUGCAUGUUCUACAUCGGUCUUUACGUCCGCAUCUCCCCACCCAUUGCCGGAGAGCCUGUGCCAGGUGCUGGCUACAUGGCCCUGGUCGCCAUCUUCCUGUUCGCCGCAUUCUUCCAGUUUGGCUGGGGUCCGGCCUGCUGGAUUUACGCCUCUGAAAUCCCGGCAGCUCGCCUUCGCUCCCAGAAUGUCGCUCUUGCUGCUGCUACCCAAUGGCUCUUCAACCUCAUCGUCGCCCGUACUGUCCCGAACAUGCUGGCUACUGUCGGUGCUCACGGAUACGGAACCUAUCUCAUCUUUGGAAGCUUCUGCUUCUCCAUGUUCUUCUUCGUCUGGUUCUUCGUCCCCGAGACCAAGGGUAUCUCCCUUGAGCACAUGGAUGCUCUGUUCGGUGUCACCGACUAUGACUCUGACAAGAAGUUGAACCACGACAACCUGAGCGAGACCAAGGGCUCCCCCGCCGAGAUUCAGGUUGAGUCUACCAACCCCGCCCACGCCCACGUCCGCAAGGAGUCGGCCUAG
Molecule: messenger RNA, 2892 nt
Organism: Colletotrichum lupini
Lineage: Eukaryota; Fungi; Ascomycota; Sordariomycetes; Glomerellales; Glomerellaceae
Exons: 12
Coding region: 1-2892 (963 amino acids)
Biological process (GO): carbohydrate transport; transmembrane transport
Cellular component (GO): membrane
Molecular function (GO): carbohydrate:proton symporter activity
Source: RefSeq, a predicted model, not a curated record